Talaromyces proteolyticus is the source of this 705-nucleotide messenger RNA. RefSeq names its product Sin3 associated polypeptide p18-domain-containing protein. Gene Ontology annotation, cellular component: nucleus. The record is from RefSeq and is a predicted model, not a curated record. Gene Ontology annotation, biological process: negative regulation of DNA-templated transcription. The annotation marks the transcript as partial. The transcript has a single exon. NCBI's taxonomy places the organism in Eukaryota, Fungi, Ascomycota, Eurotiomycetes, Eurotiales, Trichocomaceae. Gene Ontology annotation, molecular function: transcription factor binding; transcription corepressor activity.
AUGACAGUCAACCGAGAAACAACAGUCCCUUUCCACCUCAAGCUCUUCUACCGCCAGAAUGCCUACCACACGCUCAACGACUUCCCCAUCCCUACACCCACCGGCCCCAACAGCACCAGUCGUCUUCCCCCUCAUCUCGAAAUCUACACCUGGCAAUCCUGCACCCUGCGCGAGCUCUCGAGCCUCCUAGCUGGCGCAUUACCCUCACAAUUGCCAACCCCACAGUCUGGCACAAGGCUGUGCUUCCGCCUCAUAUACCCAGACACGCGCGGCGCAGCAACCGAAGGACGAGGGCGGUAUCUUUCGAAGGAUAUUGGGAGCGUGAUUCUGGGACAGUCAAGGGAUGAGAGCUCACACAACGACGGACAUGCGAAUGGCGAAAAACGUCGACUAGGUGACAAGGGCCUCUUUCGGCAGGACGAUGCAGAUAAGACACUUGCGGACGCACGAUUCGUGAUUGGGGAUUAUGUGGAUGUUGCGAUCGUGCCGCCGCUGGAUGAUGGCAGUGUUGCGCCGCCGGUGCAGGGUGGGAGAGGGCCGCCGGUGGGCCCGAUUGGCGGUGGUAUGAGAGCUUUUGGACCGCCUCGUGAGGGCGGCGGUGGGAGAAGAGGAGGAGGGCCGUCGCGAGGAAAUGGGAUCCCGACCGGCGAUUGGAAGAGAGGCGAGAGGGUGCCAGAAGAGCGAGGUGGAUGGGGGAGAAGGAGA